AUGAAGAAUUCCACCGAUCUUCUCAACUCUGAAGUCACAACUAGCUCGACGGCUCAUCCAGAUUGCAAGACAAAAUCUCUCAACGCUACUGUCAGCACCGCUAUGUCGAUGCCGCAGAGACUCAGAGUAGGCGUGGUCGGUGCGGGCGAAGUGACACAGGUGGUGCAUCUGCCAACGCUCAAGUUCUUGUCGGAUCAGUACACGGUGGUCGCCAUCUGCGACGUCUCGCGCGAGGCGGCACAACAUGUUGCCGCAAAGUGGGGCAUCUCCAACGUCUACGUAUCGAGCUCCGAGAUGGUGCAGAGGGACGACAUCGAUCUCGUGCUAGUGGCCAAUAGCGACGAAUACCAUGCCUCCUGUGCCAUCGAGGCGGCCAACGCGGCCAAGCAUGUCUUUAUCGAGAAGCCUAUGGCACUGACACGCCCCGAUGCUACAGCGAUUCAAGAGGCAGCCAAACGCAACCAACGAAAGAUCUUUGUUGGCUACAUGCGUCGCUAUGCUCCGGCCUUUGCGCUCUUCCAAAAGCUUCUCGCCGAGUCCGGGCCCAUCCGACACGCCAUCGUCAAGGACAUUAUCGGACCCAACUCGUUCUUUGUCUCCCAGUCAGGCACCAAUCCGAGGAAGUUUGGCGCCGACAUUUCCGACAGCGAUGGCAAGGACAAGGCUGCCCGCGCAAAAGCCAUCUUGGCAGAGGCAAUAGGAUCGAAAAAGGCGUCUGACGCACGACUCGCAUUCGUGUAUCGGCUGUUGGGAUCACUCGGAAGCCACGACCUCAGCUUCAUGCGCGAGGCACUCGGCGGCAAGCCGGACAAGUGCCUCUCUGCAUUCGCGAGCAGCGAUGGCAUGUUCAUCUCGGUUUCGUUCGAGUACUCCAAUCGCGGCGCCAACAAGGGCGACGACAAGUUCAACGUGCUCUACACCACGGGCAUCCACAAUGUGGGCGUGUUUGAGUCUUUCUUGGAGGUUUUCACCGACGACCGUGUCUUGCGCAUCGACAUCGACACGCCUUACGUCAAAGGGUUGCCCAUCAAUGUGACCGUCAAGGAGAACGACGAGAACGGCCACUACUCGGAACGCAUUAUUCGAAGCACCUACCAGGAUGCAUACACCACCGAAUUCUUGGAGCUUCACCAAGCGUUGACCUCGGGCAACGACCUGAAAACGACGCCACAGGAUGCCAUGGAGGAUCUACAUGUAUUUGAAAUGAUCAUGGCGCAUCUUAGCUGA
Molecule: messenger RNA, 1227 nt
Organism: Pseudozyma hubeiensis SY62
Lineage: Eukaryota; Fungi; Basidiomycota; Ustilaginomycetes; Ustilaginales; Ustilaginaceae
Product: NAD binding Rossmann fold oxidoreductase
Exons: 1
Coding region: 1-1227 (408 amino acids)
Biological process (GO): NADPH regeneration
Cellular component (GO): cytoplasm
Molecular function (GO): oxidoreductase activity; nucleotide binding
Source: RefSeq, a predicted model, not a curated record